AUGAAUAAUGACAAACCUGAUUUAUAUCAUGAAAAACAACGAUUACAAUUAUGUGCAUUACAUUCAUUGAAUAGUCUUUUUCAAAAACCUCUUUUUAAUAAACAAAAACUUGAUUCAAUUGUACAUGAAUAUGAUAAAUCAUGGUGUUGGAAUGAAUAUUCAACGUUAUUUACAGGUAAUUAUGAUUUAACAAUCAUACUUGAUGCAUUAAAACAACAAGGCUAUACAUUACGUGCUAUUGAUGUUAAUGAAUCAUUGGAUAUAUUUCAUUUUAAAGAUUGUUUGGGUUUACUAUUAAAUAUACCUCUUGAACGACCAUUUUUUGAUCGUUUACCAUUAGUACGUUCAUGGACAAAACCUGGUCGUCAUUGGUUUUCAAUAAAAAGUAUCAAUGGAGAAAAUUAUUAUAAUUUAGAUUCAAAAUUAUCUCAACCAAAAUUAAUUGGUAAUGAAACUGAUUUAAAACAAUAUUUAAAUACAUUGAAUCGUACGGAAACUUAUAUGUACAUUGUGAUUGACGAAACUAUGGUAGAAAAAUUUGAACAAAAAUAA
Molecule: messenger RNA, 552 nt
Organism: Adineta steineri
Lineage: Eukaryota; Metazoa; Rotifera; Eurotatoria; Adinetida; Adinetidae
Source: the annotation of a GenBank genome assembly